Messenger RNA from Cetraspora pellucida, 132 nucleotides. Lineage: Eukaryota; Fungi; Glomeromycota; Glomeromycetes; Diversisporales; Gigasporaceae. The record is from the annotation of a GenBank genome assembly.
CUUAUAUCAAAAGAAAGUGAUGAUAACAAUAUUAGUAACCAAAAUCUUACUAAAGAUAAAAGUUUUAAAAAACAAAGUAUUAACAUUGGUAAAGGUAAUAUUAAAGGUCAAAUAAAAGAGUAUGGAUCAUAA